CAUAGUAAGUAAGUGAUGGGACGGAGAUUUCAAUGUCUGAAAAAAUGCGACUCCAGCUCACUCUUUUAGAUAUACAGUGGCUCCAUAAAAUAUCACCAAUCCCCCACACACUCUCUCUCUAAAAUCUCACCAUAUUCUUUGAUGGCCUCUUCGACUCCGCCACCGCACUAUUCUCUCACCACCUCCAAACCCUACCAAAACCACCACCACCACCACCACCACCACAGCCACCGUCAAACCCAUCAAAACUGGACCUCCCAAAAGGUCUCUCUCAACAACAGGUCCUCACACACCCCAACAACUCGAAAUGCCGCCAAACCACCACCAGGUUCCACCACCACCACCACAAACCCUAGUUUCCCCUCUCUCUCCUCUCUCCCUCCCUCAAAAUCGGAGCUUUCUGCCGAUUUCUCAGGCCGAAGAUCGACCCGAUUCGUCUCGAAGAUGCACUUUGGCCGCCCCAAGACCGCCGUCGCGAGCCGACACACCUCCACUGCCGAAGAAGCUCUCCACCAAGCAAUCCGACACAGUGGCGAUGAUAGACAUAUUGAUGGAUUGUUGCUUAAUUUCGAACAAAAGCUUUGUGGUACCGAUGAUUACACAUUCUUGCUCCGAGAGCUUGGAAAUCGAGGUGAGUACUCAAUGGCGAUUCGGUGUUUUGAAUUUGCUGUGCGAAGAGAGAGGAGGCGAAAUGAGCAGGGCAAGCUUGCGAGUUCUAUGAUUAGUGUUCUUGGAAGAUUAGGAAAAGUUGAUUUAGCAAAGAAUGUAUUUGAUACUGCUGUUAGUGAGGGAUAUGGGAACACGGUCUAUGCUUAUUCGGCUUUAAUUAGUGCUUAUGCGAAGAGUGGGUUCUGUGAUGAGGCUAUCAAGGUCUUUGAGAUCAUGAAAAAUUCUGGGUUGAAGCCCAAUUUGGUAACCUACAAUGCUUUAAUUGAUGCUUGUGGAAAAGGGGGUGCAGAUUUCAAUCGAGCAUCGGAGAUUUUUGAUGAAAUGUUGAGAAAUGGGGUUCAACCUGAUCGAAUUACGUUUAAUUCACUUCUUGCUGUGUGUAGUGGUGCAGGGUUGUGGGAGACUGCGAAGAAUUUGUUCAGUGAGAUGGUUUAUAGAGGGAUUGAUCAGGAUAUUUAUACUUACAAUACUCUUCUAGAUGUUGCUUGCAAUGGUGGGCACAUGCAUGUGGCUUCUGGGAUAAUGUCUGAGAUGCAUACAAAGAAUAUAUUGCCUAAUGAGGUAACUUAUAGUACUAUGAUUCGUGGGUGCGCUAAGGCGGGGAGAUUAGACAAAGCAUUAAGUUUGUUUAAUGAGAUGAAGUUUGCUCGUAUUAAAUUGGAUAGAGUUUCUUACAACACUUUGCUCGCAAUUUAUGCGAGCCUUGGUAGUCUUGAGGAGGCUUUAAGUGUUGGUGAUGAGAUGGAGAGUAUGGGGAUUAAGAAGGAUGUUGUCACAUAUAAUGCACUUCUGGAUGGAUUUGGGAAGCAAGGGAAGUAUGAUAAAGUUAAACAAUUGUUCCAAGAGAUGAAAGCAGAGCGUCUUUGGCCUAAUCUAUUGACUUACUCAACCUUAAUCAGUGUUUACUCGAAAGGCGGUUUGUAUCGAGCGGCAAUGGAGGUUUAUAAAGAGUUCAAGCAGGAAGGGUUGAAGGCGGAUGUUGUCUUUUAUAGCAAACUCAUCGAUGCAUUGUGUAAAAAGGGGCUAGUGGAGUCUUCUGCAUUAUUGCUUGAAGAGAUGACAGAGAAAGGGAUUCAACCUAAUGUAGUCACUUACAAUUCUAUAAUUAAUGCCUUUGGUCAGUCAGCAACUGGUGAAUAUCUAGAAGGAGCCAAUGAGUCUCCGGCUGAAUCUUCAAACUCGGUGGUUAUUCGGGAUGUCAUCAGGAGCAGGGUUGAAUAUGCAGAGGAUGACAGGAUCAUAAAUAUUUUUGAGGAGUUGGCUGCUGCAAAUUCAUGCCAUUCAAAGAAACAUAACAGGGGCAGACAGGAGAUUGUGUGCGUUUUGGGAGUUUUUCAAAAAAUGCACGAUCUGAAAAUAAAACCAAAUGUUGUCACCUUUUCAGCAAUUUUAAAUGCUUGCAGCCAUUGUAAUUCAUUUGAAGAAGCUUCAUUGUUAUUGGAGGAACUUCGUUUAUUUGAUAAUCAAGUGUACGGUGUGGCACAUGGACUUCUCAUGGGCCAUAGAGAGAAUGUAUGGAUGCAAGCUCUAUCACUUUUUAAUGAGGUGAAGCAGAUGGACUCUUCAACAGCAUCUGCCUUUUAUAAUGCUUUGACUGACAUGCUAUGGCACUUUGGGCAGAGACAAGGGGCCCAACUAGUUGUCCUUGAAGGGAAACGGCAUCAUGUAUGGGAGAACACAUGGUCUGAUUCUUGCUUAGAUCUGCAUCUGAUGUCUUCCGGUGCUGCACGUGCAAUGGUUCAUGCCUGGUUGCUCAAUAUUCGCUCUAUAGUAUUUGAAGGCCAUGAGUUGCCAAAACUACUAAGCAUUCUAACAGGAUGGGGCAAGCACAGCAAAGUAGUUGGUGAUGGCACGCUAAAGAGAGCAAUUGAGACACUCCUCAGUGGCAUGGGGGCACCGUUUGAGGUUGCGGAGUGCAAUAUUGGGAGGUUUAUAUCCAGUGGAGCUCUGGUGACAGCCUGGUUGAGAGAAUCAGGCACACUGAAAGUCCUCAUUCUUCAGGAUGACAGAACUCAAACUGAGGCUGCUACAUUGGACCACAUUUCUGAGUUGCAAACAAUCCCCUUGUAGUAGCUUGUAUUUCAAUGUAGCAUUUUCAUCUCUCUCUCUCUCGAUUUUUGGGCUUUAAUACCAACAUUUUUAUUUCAUGUAAAUUAAGUGGUCCGAAAAUGUACAUAAAAACUCCCAAAUGUAUCCGUUUAGUGUUGUUAACAGUGUUUUCUUUGUUCA
Camellia sinensis is the source of this 2898-nucleotide messenger RNA. RefSeq names its product pentatricopeptide repeat-containing protein GUN1, chloroplastic. The record is from RefSeq and is a predicted model, not a curated record. Gene Ontology annotation, molecular function: protein binding. Lineage: Eukaryota; Viridiplantae; Streptophyta; Magnoliopsida; Ericales; Theaceae.